Messenger RNA from Tetrahymena thermophila SB210, 855 nucleotides. RefSeq names its product thioredoxin. NCBI's taxonomy places the organism in Eukaryota, Ciliophora, Oligohymenophorea, Hymenostomatida, Tetrahymenidae. The record is from RefSeq and is a predicted model, not a curated record. Gene Ontology annotation, molecular function: protein disulfide isomerase activity. The transcript has a single exon. Gene Ontology annotation, biological process: protein folding. Gene Ontology annotation, cellular component: endoplasmic reticulum.
AUGAAAAUAAAUUUUAUUUUUGCACUAGUAAUUGCUUUUGCAGUAGUUGCUUAUGCUGACCAUAGCUUUAUUGGUACGAUUGUUGAGUAGUAUGAUUAAGUAGAUUUUGCAUAAAAGACUGGUAUUGGUCUUGGAAAGAAAAAAAUGAAAGAAGAUUUUUUUGUAAUGUUCUAUGCCGGAUGGUGUCCUCACUGCCAAAGAUUUAUGCCUGUUUGGAUUGAAUUAAAAAAGGAUAAUAUGUAAGAUAAUUUUAUAGCAGUUCAUUGCCCUGAUAACCAUGAUUUAUGUGAGGCCUUCGGAGUGUAAGGAUACCCUACUCUUUUAUUAUUUAACUCUAAAGAGUAUAAGUAUUGUCAAUUUUCAGACAAAAGGGAUAAAGAAACUACAUUAUAAUUCUGGAAAAAGAAAUGCGAAGGAGCAGCUAUGAAGGAAAUUAAUUUUAGAGUUGACACUGACUUUGAAAGCGAGGAUGAAGAUGAGGAAAACGAAGAUGAAAUUUAAGAGGCAUCAGACUUAGAUGGUUCAAAAACUAUUGUGAAUAAGAAUAAAAAUAAAACAGAAGACCCUAAUUUAGAUGAAGAUGAAAAGAAGAAGGAUGUAAAGAAUUUUAGAGUUUAAAAGAACAAAGCAUAUUAAGAUAAAAUCAUGAAAUUUAAAGAUUAUUUUAAGAAACUUGGUCCUCUCACUGUUGUUAUGUUAAUAGGAUUAUGUAUUUUAUCUGUUACAUUUGUUUGCAAUAAGUGUUGCUCAUAUGAUUAAGAAGAUCCUUUUACAAAGACAGUGUUAAAAGGUGCUGAUAAAAAAUCUAAGUCUGGUUAUUAAAAGCAAAGCAAUAAUAGUUCAUACGUGUUAUGA